Molecule: messenger RNA, 2058 nt
Organism: Patiria miniata (bat star)
Lineage: Eukaryota; Metazoa; Echinodermata; Asteroidea; Valvatida; Asterinidae
Exons: 6
Coding region: 35-1039 (334 amino acids)
Source: RefSeq, a predicted model, not a curated record
AGGAGCUCAGUCUGUACGAGCGCUCGCCUUGAUCAUGACGGCACAGCCCACCGUUAGCGGACGGUGCAGCCUGUUGCUCCUGGCCGGGGCUCUAUUGGCCGGGCUCUGGGCUUCGGACGGUGUCGAGGCCCUAAUGCAACCCUGGUGCAGCGUGAUAGACACAGCCUUGGUCGGUUGGAACAUCUCGUCGAGUCGCACCGCGACGCACAAGCUGUGCCACCUGGCCUGCCUGGACACCCCCGGUUGCCAAUCGGCCAAUUACUGGUAUCGGAAGAAAGUGUGCGAAUUGAACAGCGUGUCGCACUUGAACGUAUCCGGUCGUCCUUUGGUCGAGAAGGCUGGCUCCGUCUAUACCUUCACCCAACAGGAGACGGGAUGCAAUCUUCAGUCGACUGCUGCCAGUUGCCAUGACAAUGAGCCCAAAGCUCCAUGUUCAGAUAAUAUGAGAGACCGAGAGUGGCGACUGGUGUUCAAAGGCGUGGCAGGAACUGGAGCGAAGCUGCAUGACAUGUGGACCAGAGUGGACUGGACCUCGAGUUAUGAGGCGAGUGGCCAUCGCCGUGAUAAUUGCCUCUACCAAGCCUGGCACAACGGACUGCUGAAUGUCCGACGAGUGAAGCUUUCCCUGUAUGAAGGCGCAAUUGUGAGAGCCGAGUUGAUCUUCGAUGGAGCCGGCUCCGACAUCGGGAGUUGGUUCACACAGACCCGCUUGAUUUCAUCUCCCUGGGAUGAUCUCAAGUCAGUUCAGUUUGGAGGUGAUGGUCAGUACUUCAGUAUCGACGGUCAUGUUGAAGAGGAUCGGCGGUUUUUCAUCAACAACCACUAUGGUGGAUGUGAGGGGGAUAAAGGCUGGCUGGUUGUGACCGAGUCUGACUCGCUUAACUACUGUGGAUGGGAGGGACAAACGGAAGCACAUCCCUACCCAAUGAUACUCUACAGCACAACCAACCACAAGGUGUUGUGGAACGACGUGCUAUCAAACGGUGGUGGACCAGUUGGAAGGGCAGAUAGCCUUACCAUCCACAUCGAUGCCGAGUGAGCCUGGAUCUACAACAAUGGCGUAUCAAGAAGGGGAAAGGAGGAGUGAUCUAAGCCCCGCCCUCCCUAAGCUGACGUGUUUUUGAGUUAAUUAACGGACAUAAAAAUGUAUGCCUUUUACUGUUGAAAAUAUUCAAAUUUACGUUUAAGCCCGGUUGUGAUUGUUUUACAACGCAUGCGCGGGUUUAAUUAAGUCUAUUUGCAUAGAUCUACUAAAAUUAGUACAACUUCUAGCACUUCAAAAAAUAUUUCACUCCUGCGAAUUUAAAGACCAACUGUAUGAUUUAGUUUAGUAAUUUUACAAUUUUAUUAUAUACUAUAUAUAUUCAUGUUAGACAUAAAAAUGGGCAUAUCGCUUUGAAUUCAUAAUUUUGUGAAAAAAACAAAUUGUUUUCAACAAUGGCUUACCUGUUUCAGGGUGUAAAACAAAAGUUUUUGAAACUAAUUGAAACUUAUUUGUCUUUUUGAUAAUUGAAAUUAUCCAGAAUUGUAUUAUAUGCUAUGAUUACAACUUAAAACAUUAGCCCAGUCAAAAGAGUGCAACUCAUCCAUAACAUUUACAAGGCUCUCAUUUCAAGAAUCACAAAGUAAAAUAAGAAAUAUUAUUGUGACUAUGUGAAGCACUUGAAUUAAGAGACGGAAUAAAAAGAAUGAUUGGCAAGUGAUUUGAAAUAUCGGAGAGUAAAAUACCGAAUUUGGGAGAGGAUCAAAUAUUUGAUUAAAAAAAAUAUCAAUAAGUGUAGCAGAAGUAUCUGCUGAAGUUGAGGGAGAAAAAGUGAGAUAUAAAUAGAUCGAUAACGGAUUGGGAGCCAGAAUUGGUAUAAUAACUAAAUUGAUAAUAAAUUGAAAUAAUGCAAGGGUUAUUAUCACAGACUACACGAGAACCUAUCAUCUGAAAAGUGGUCAUGAACUCAUCGUGAACAGCGAACGGAGCUUUUACAUACGUAUUGGUCCGAUUACGAAUUCUCGUUUUCUUGCACACUCGUUUUCUUGCAAACAAUCUUUUCUUCCAAAACUAAU